AACAAAUUAUGCACUUCAUAUUUUUAAUAAGCCUUUAUUUAUGAACAUAGUUCCAUUAGUGAAAAUCACAACCAUGUCUGCAAAUCAUCUUCACUUCCCUUAAACUCCAACAUCUUUGUUAAGGUCUUCAUCUUCUUCAAAAAGGUUUGCAGGUUACCAUGGCAGUGAUUCCAUUGCGUUUCAAAAUGCCAUAUAAAGAUCAAAAUCAUGACUGCAAAUGCAAGGGUUUGCAAUGGAAUCCAUUGCGUAUUUCUUUAGGUAUCUUAACAAAAGCUGACGUUAGGGACAAAAAUGGAGGUUUUAAUGGAUUUCAAUGGCGUCUUUGGACAUUGAAUGGUGUUCAUCCGAGACCCUUAUCCAUGAAAGCAUUGCCCAAAGAAAGUUCACAGCUGAGGUCUUUGGAUUCUUAUUUUCAAAAAUUACAAGAAUAUUCAAAUAAGGGUUCUUCAAUGGAGUUGGUUGCUAGAACUGGAGAAAGUAGCAUGAAGAAGGGCCUGCUGGAAUCUCUGGAGGCUUAUCUUGGCAAACUCGAUGAAGAUUCAAUGCCUAAAAGCUAUGGCGAAACUCCUGAUGACAACCAAACUGUACUUCCAUUUUCUUUCGAAGAAUAUGCUAAGAUAGACGAAAAUGCAAAGUUCAGAAGCGAUAUCGGCUUCAGGAUAAGAGAUGCUAACAGAGUCUCACACAAGUCUGAAGCUUUGAACUACUCUGAUGAAGCCUCUCAUCUCUACUUAAUAGGUAUAUUGGCUUCCAUAAACAUUGCAGUUUUCAUAUUCGAAAUCGCCACUCCAGUUAGAAUCCCCGAGUUGGAGCUUUUCUCGAUUCCUUCAUUAUAUGGAGCUAAAAUAAACGAUCUUAUUCUGGUUGGAGAAUGGUGGAGGCUUGUGACACCAAUGUUUCUGCAUUCCGGGAUUCUUCAUGUAUCUCUUGGUUGUUGGGGGCUUCUUUCUUUCGGGCCCCAAGUUUGCAGACAUUAUGGAUCGUUCACAUUUUUCUUAAUAUAUUUGCUCGGGGGGUUCGCCGGAAACUUGAUAAGCUUCCUUCAUACACCGGAUCCAACAGUUGGUGGCACGGGACCAGUUUUUGCUGUGAUCGGUGCAUGGCUGAUUUAUCAAAUACAAAACAGAGAUGUGAUGUCAAAGGAUAAUUCGGAUAGAAUGUUCCAAAAGGCAAUACUUGUGACGGCUCUUAGCUGCAUAUUAAGCAAUUUCGGUCCGAUCGAUGACUGGACACAUUUGGGAGCUGCGUUUAGUGGUAUAGCAUAUGGUUUUUUCGUAUGCCCUUCGCUGCAGUUGGAUGAGAUAUCUUCAAGAAGUGGUCAAGAAGAAGAGAUGAGAGUGGUGGGGAGAUUCGGUGAUCCACGCAAAUCACUCAUUUUGUUUGCUGUUUCCGUUCUUGUUUUCAGCUCUUUGGUUUUCUUUAUAGAACCUCCGAUUGGUACCACGGAAUUUGGGUUUUAGGUUAGUCGAUGACAUGCAGCAAGUCCAAACAUUGCUCGCAUACUAGCCAUAGCUUCUUUUGUACAAAUUAUAUAUGUAAUAAUUAUGUACUGUGGUGCCACCUCCCUUUGAGUGAGAUGAUAGAAAUCUUGUAUAAAUCGUAGUAAAGUAACUUCUU
Hibiscus syriacus is the source of this 1617-nucleotide messenger RNA. Its product is annotated as RHOMBOID-like protein 9, chloroplastic. Bases 159 to 1460 code for a protein of 433 amino acids. The transcript has 7 exons. The record is from RefSeq and is a predicted model, not a curated record. Gene Ontology annotation, molecular function: serine-type endopeptidase activity. Gene Ontology annotation, cellular component: membrane. Lineage: Eukaryota; Viridiplantae; Streptophyta; Magnoliopsida; Malvales; Malvaceae.